This is a messenger RNA of Rhipicephalus microplus (southern cattle tick), 2094 nucleotides long. RefSeq lists its product as uncharacterized. The record is from RefSeq and is a predicted model, not a curated record. Lineage: Eukaryota; Metazoa; Arthropoda; Arachnida; Ixodida; Ixodidae.
UUGUUUGUCUGCUCGGCGGGCGCAGCUAGCAUUACGAAACAUGCUGCGCCGGGCCCCUAUGCACGGCUCAUUGCAGUGAUACAACUGCGGUGCUCGGCUGGCUAGAAGUCGCGUUUUUUCACUUCGCCGUGAGGUUCGUGAGAAAGUGUCUUUUUAGUCGUGACGAGUGUUCGGAAUCGUCGAUUUUAGACGAAGAGGUGCUGGGACGAUUCACCGAUCAGGAGGUACUAACUGUAUUUAUAACGGUUCAAGCACUUCUACUCUAGCUCAGCCGAGAUAUGGACAGUCUUGCGUAUUCAACUGGAAGCAUUUGCUUCGUUUUUCUAUUCGAUAUGGCAAAUGCUGAGGACGACAUUCAUAAAAAACUGAGAGAGAAAUAUUCUGCUUUUCCCCUGCCGGCCAUCAUCAUAUUGACCUUCAUGGUGGUCAUGUUUGUGUCAAGCUGCAUCGCCUUUUGGAUUAUCUGGUACCGUAGAAGACAACGUGUGCUGGGAAUGCUGCAGCCCACACCCUGUAUGCCGCCAUCGUUGAGUCCAGCUCCAGGUCCAGUGGUGUCCGGUAUGCCUACAUACAUGCAGCCAGAAGCACGUCCUCUCAUACCCAGUGCAUCCGCAUAUCCGGCCACAGUCAAUACGUGCCAGAAGGACUUUCAAGAAGAUACAAGUCCACCUUAUGUAAAGAAUGGAUUCUACUGCGAUCAUAGCAGUACAUCUCCGCCUCAACUACCCACUGCUCCAAUUCCAUCCGCACCGCCUCAACCACCCCCACCUUAUGGCAGCUGAACAAACUAGAAUAGACUUCGUAUAUGCAUUGUACUUGCUGUGGUGGUGCAGAGGCCAUGCUUCAUCUUGCUGUUGUACUUGAAGUUAGAUUUCAUUCCUCAUGGAGCACAGUGCAAGAGUGCUAGUGAGGUCACGGCAGCAUGAUUCUGCCGUGACUGCACACAGAGCCAAUGCCAUCUGCCCAUUCACAAAUGAUAAAAAAAGUGUGCUAAAUAUGUGAAAAGCAUUUUAUGAAAUGCUAAUAAAUGCUAAUGUACACGUAAAUGAGGUGUUUGCAACAGACCCUUUUCAUAACCAGUUAGUGCACUUCUCUGCAUUGCAGUGAAUAUGAACAAGUAAUGGCGGCACCUAUCGGGCUUCAAGCGGAGAGGCGGUCCUAACUGAAUGCUCCGUGUCUUGUCUAUUAUGAGUGUUUAUAUGAAGAGAGGCGACUCAACAUUUUCCACAUCAUUGUGUAAGCAGGCAGCGCUUGAACAGAUUAUUUGCACUAGAUUACAUGCCACCAGUAGUAGUUCAAACUGCAUAGCAGGAAAGGUAACUGUACUGUAUUGAAAAGGAUCUAUGUAUUUUGUUUGUUUUUAUACUUACAACAGACAGUCAUCUCAGACAUUGUUAAUGCACUGCACAGCUAAAAAAAAUCUAUACUGAAAUGCGAACAUUAAGUUAGAAAAAUACAUAGCACGAGACAUUGAUGCAGCGAUGUCAUGAAAACAAAAGCUGUACAUGAUGGCUCUGUAGAACCUGUUGCUAAAUGCUUUUAAAGAUUCCAUACAAUGUGAAAAUGGCAGAAAUGAAUAUUGGAAGAUUUGCAAAAGUUAAGUGAUAGUUCACAGUGUUGCACUGAGUCACAAACCUAUACCAAGCGAAACAGUCUAAGUAUCACCUGUUGGACAUCCAUAAACAGACAGGCAGUUCUUCAUUGAAAAGCCUAAAGAUGUGCCAGUAUCCAUAGAACAACUUCCAUUAUUACCAGCAUGGAAAAUGAAGUAGCGUUUUAUUGGCACCAAGAGGAAGUGAUGGUAGUGCAACUUAAACAAAGAAUGUGUGUAAAAAAAAUCAAUUGUCCGAGUAAGUGAAACUCGAGCUGCUUUGUACCACACUGUGCUUUUUUUCUUUCUGUGUGUAGGUGAAGCAUUACAGUACGUACAGCUGUUGCAUCAUUGUAGUUGGAUGUAUGAAAAUAUUCGUGCUUCACUGCAAACUUGUAUUUUUAUUCUGUGCAGAAGUGUCAACAAACAAUUUGUGAGCACGUGCCUUGUGUAAUCAAAUACAGGCCAGGGUUUUCUUUUCAUUAAAGGGGCCCCGCAACACU